AAACAGCCUGCCGCACUCACAACCGAAGGGAAAGCAGAGAUCAGGGCUUUCUCAGAUCACCUGUCAGAGUCUGUCACCAGGAAAGGCGAGCCCCGCCAGGGGACAGGAGCUACGACCAAGCAGAAGGAACAUGGCUCUGAGAGCAUUUACUGUCUGAGCACCUGGGUUCCAGCAGGCACCAUGCGGGGAAUCAUGAGAGGACAGAAGACAGCAAGAGAUGAAGAAAACGCCUAUGGUGCAGAAGCCGACGAGUCUGCCCUGCAGGAGCCCAGGCUGCGGCUCCUCCUGGCUGGGAGGUCAGGGACUGGGAAGAGCGCCACGGGAAACAGCAUCCUGGGCCAGAAGCGCUUCCUCUCCAGGCUCGGGGCGACGUCGGUGACCCGGACCUGCGCCGCGGGCAGCUGCAGGUGGGCCAAGUGGGUGGUGGAAAUCAUUGACACCCCAGACCUUUUCAGCUCCGAAGUCUCCCAGACAGACCCGGGCUGCGAGGAGAGAGGCCGCUGCUACCUGCUCUCGGCGCCGGGGCCCCACGCCCUGCUCCUGGUGACCCAGCUGGGCCGCUUCACGGCCCAGGACCAGCAGGCCUGGAGGGGGGUGAAGGCGCUCUUCGGGGACGGCAUCGUGACGCGCACCAUCGUGGUCUUCACCCGCGAGGAGGACCUGGCCGGGGGCUCGCUGCAGCAUUACGUGCGCGACACCGGGAACCGCGCGCUCAGGGAGCUGGUGGCCGAGUGCGGGGACCGAUUCUGCGCCUUCGACAACCGAGCCGCCAGCGGGAAGCGAGAGGCGCAGGUGAUGGCGCUGAUGGGGCUGGUGCAGGAGCUGGUGAGGGACCACGGCGGCGCCGCCUACACCAACGACGUGUACAGCCUGGCGCAGGCCCUGGGCGGCGCGGACCCCGCGGAGAGGCUGCGCAGGGUGGCGGAGCGAGUGGCCGUCUGCGCGCAGAGGCGGCGGGAGCGCUGGCCGCUGGCCUGGCUGUGGCGGUGGCCCAAGGCGCCGGGGACCUGGUGUAAGCUGGGCGUGUGCACCCUGCUGGGCGCCCUGGUCUUGCUCUGCGUGCUCUACAGGCACCGGCCAGAGGCCAGGAAGCGGCAGGGGGCGGGGCGCUCGCGGGCUCCGACAGGAAACAUCCCGUUAGGGCGGCAGCACGCUCCGAGCUCCCUGCUCUCCGGUUCCCGCGGCAGCAGGGUCGCCCCAGCCGGAGGGGGUGUCCCCAGCUGCGGGGACAGGGGGCGCACUCCGUUAGCCCCGUUUUCCUUCUUGCCCUGCAGCCGUGCCCUGGAACCUUCGGCCGCGCGCUCGCGCCGACCCGCCGGCACCCAGGCCGCAGCGCCGCGCCUGAAGAGAAUGGAAGGGCUUCAGAGGAGCAGAUACGGGACUAUGGCUGAAGGCGGAGCAGAACACACGCGGUCUGCAGCCUCAUCCUCACUGCGGAUCGUCCUGGCGGGCAAAACAGGCGGCGGGAAAAGCGCCACCGGGAACAGCAUCCUCGGCCAGCCAGUGUUUGAGUCCAGGCUGGGGGCCCAGUCGGUGACCAGGAAGUGCCAGGGGGCCAUGGGCACGUGGAACGGGAGGAGCAUCCUGGUGGUGGACACGCCCCCCAUCUUUGAGGCGAGGGCCCAGGACCAGGAGGUGUACGAGAACAUCGGGGACUGCUACCUGCUCUCGGCCCCAGGGCCUCACGUGCUGCUGCUGGUGACCCAGCUGGGCCGCUUCACAGAGCAGGACGUGGUGGCCGUGACCAGGGUGAAGGAGGUCUUCGGGGUGAGAGCCCUGAGACACAUGGUCAUCCUGUUCACCCACAAGGAGGACUUAGCGGACGGAUCCUUGCAUGACUACGUAGCCAACACAGACAACCUGAGGCUGAGGGGCCUGGUCCGGGAGUGCGGGCAGAGGUACUGCGCCUUCAACAACCGGGCGUCCGGCGACGAGCGGGGGGAGCAGCUGGCCGGGCUGAUGGCCGUGGUCGAGGGGCUGGAGAGGGAGCACCAGGGCGCCUACCUCAGCAACGACCUCUUCUUUGAUGCACAGCGGCUCCAGCAGGGCGGGGGCGACCCCCACGGAGAAGGUCACGUGCGCUACCUGGCCAAGGUGCGGUCGCAUGUUGCAAAGCAAAAGCAAGACCUGCAAGAGGCCCAGAGAAACUAUGUCUUCAAGGCGCUCCUCCGAGUCAAAAACUGGAUCAUUUCUCACAUCGGAAUAUUUGCUGUUCUUGUUAUAUGCUUUUUGAUUUUUCUUGCCAUUUUAAUUAGCUUGUGUAGUACUCACGAAUGCUGAGAAUUUUCAGAUGAUACCUGCCAUCAGCUUCCAUUUUUUCAGAGUCAGUAUCUUUGUCUAUGUUGAUAAGGAACUUUAUUUGCUUUUCAUGUAAUUUCACUUUCCAUUUCCCUUCCUUGCAUCAGACAU
Balaenoptera ricei (Rice's whale) is the source of this 2409-nucleotide messenger RNA. RefSeq lists its product as uncharacterized. The record is from RefSeq and is a predicted model, not a curated record. NCBI's taxonomy places the organism in Eukaryota, Metazoa, Chordata, Mammalia, Artiodactyla, Balaenopteridae. The transcript is spliced from 6 exons. Gene Ontology annotation, molecular function: GTP binding. Bases 181 to 2280 code for a protein of 699 amino acids.